CGUCUUCCUAGCUAAUUCUUGGAGCAUAUGAAUGGCAGGCGUCUCCUGGUUGCCUCCGUAAUUUCUAUCCAGAACUCCCACUUUGUUUAUCCCUCGUGUCAAAACUGCUUCUCCAAGCUCUUCCUGAAUUUGAAGAGGUACAGUUGCCUAAAAUGUGGCUGUUCAGGUGACAGCAAGGAGGCAAACUACAGAUACCGACUCUCUUUGGAAGUCGCCGACACUCAGAGUGUGUUCGAAGUGACAGUAUUCGGAAGCUGCUUAGACGUUUACUUCGGAGUCACAGCCAAGGACCUGCAGAGGUACAUUGAAAAACUGCACCAAGAAAUCGGAGAGCCAGACAGAGAUGCAACUCCAGACGUGCUCUUCCAUGCUGUUGAAAGCUGCUUCAUUGGGAAGAAAUUUGUUUUUGGAAUUAAGGAUUUUAGCAAAACAGAGAGCGUCAUCUCCUGGCAAAAUGACUCCCGAGCCGACCGAUACCGCAACGCUCUCACUGCCUGUCAGAUGUUUAUGCUGAACUCUACACUCAUCGGCAAUACAGUUCUCCAUUACCUCCACCAACGCCAGUCUUCCCAUUUCAAGCAGGGACUUGGAGGUGCCUGGCUGCCUGAUCCCUUUGUGGCCUUUGAUCAACCAAGUAGUUUGCUCAGCAGCUUCCAUGGCUCUAAUGACGUGGAUGCGGCUCCAUCAUGUUCUGCAGAUGGUCUUUCAUAUCUCUGGCCCCAGUCGUUUCGGCUGACUUCCUCCCCUGCUUCUUCAGGCACAACAGCAGAUCCUGUAGAUCUCAAUCCAAGCCAGACUGUAUAUACUAAGCAAAAAUGGGAAGAUAAUCCAGUUUCUUUGCCUAGCCAGUCAGUCCACAACUCCCAGGACCAUCAUUUAACCGUGACUAAGGGAAACGUGCAGGAAGAUAAGAGGCAUAAUUUGUGUUGUAGUCAAAGAAACAGCAUUGACACAAAGAGUCAAUCAGAAAGCAAUUCCUUCUUAGGAGUAGAAGGUGGCAGAUCAUUACAAAGUCCCUUAGAAUUAAAGGGAAAGAUCUCAUCAGGUGAAAAUUGCACUCAACACAACUAUUGGCUCAAAAAAUCCUGCAACGUUUUGCCUCAUCAGAGACAGGAUGCUGCUCUUGGCUUCCCUGCAUCAUCUUCCUUUUAUCUUCCAAAUAGAGAAGAUACCGACUCUCAAGAGGAUCCUGAGCUUUGGGGUGAAAUGCCGUCCUCCGAAAGCUUAAAUGAAUUCAUUGCCAAACUGGAACGUGACAACACUGUGGUGUCGCCAACACAUUUCACGAGUGAUAGUGCUGAUGAAUUCCAUGGGUGUUUUGACCAGUUGUCUCCCCAGCUAAACAUGUGUCAUGCCAAUUUGAAGACUGAGCAGCCAGGUGAGAAAUCACAGGUCCUGGCAGAGAUGGUAGAACAUCGCAAAAGUGGCCUUCACCAGGUUAACCUGUCACCAUUUCACAACAGCCAGGGAUCUCUCCAGCGAGCCCAUCGCAAAAGUGGCCUUCACCAAGUUAACCUGUCGCCAUCUCACAACAGCCAGGAAUCUCUCCAGCAAGCCCAUCGCAAAAGCGCCCUUCAGCAGGUUAACCUGUCACCAUCUCACAACAGCCAGGAAUCUCUCCAGCAAGCCCAUCGUAAAAGCGGCCUUCACAGGGUUAACCUGUUGCCAUCUCACAUCAGCCAGGGAUCUCUCCAGCAAGCCCAUCGUAAAAGCGGCCUUCACCAGGUUAACCUGUUGCCAUCUCACAACAGCCAGGGAUCUCUCCAGCAAGCCCAUCGCAAGAGUGGCCUUCACCAGGUUAACCUGUCGCCAUCUCACAACAGCCAGGAAUCUCUCCAGCAAGCCCAUCGUAAAAGCGGCCUUCACCAGGUUAACCUUUCGCCAUCUCACAUCAGCCAGGGAUCUCUCCAGCAAGCUCAUCGUAAAAGCGGCCUUCACCGGGUUAACCUGUCGCCAUCUCACAACAGCCAGGAAUCUCUCCAGCAAGCCUUUCAAGGUUCUUUAUCCUGCAAAGGAAGGGAAGAAUCAGGGCACCUGCCUCACCAGCCUCUGGUCCUCUUACCUUCAUAUUGCUCAACAGAAGUGAAAUCUCAUACAAAAGAAAGUUGCCUGAAAUCUGAACUUGAGCAAAAUGUCCGUAGUUCCGAGAAUCACCAUUCCAGGUCUUCUUCAAAGCCUUCCAGCAAAUGCCUAAAAAAUUCUAGUCUACUGAUUAGAGACAUAGCUUAUCUGAAUGGGAACCAAGAUGGCAAUCUAUUCAAGUGGAAGGAUAAACAAAGUCCUUGGAAUGAAAACCACACUCUUGAUAUCACAAAUAUUCAAGAAGACAGUUUGACUUUGGUAACCUGUGAAAAAACUAUCGGCCAUGAUAUAACAAAGGAAAAGCUACUUUUUCAAGACGACAGGUAUACUUUUAAAGCUGAUGUUGGCAACAUGCUGCAGGACUGCUCUAAUGUCCUUGAGGUUAGUUACAAUGCUUCGGCUGAUCUCUUUGAUAGUGCUCAAGCGCCAGAAGAUACUGUCCGAAAAUUAAAUUCGACACACAUCUUCCUGGCACAGGAAAACCCAGUGGCUAAACAAUGUAUAACAUCUGAAUUUACAUCUGAACACAGUUUUAGAGGUUCUCUGCAUGAGCUAAAUGACAGCUGGAAUACAUCUUUGUUCAGUAUGCCUGAUCCUAAACCAAACAGUCCAUUACCUGACUUACUAUAUGGGCCAGAACGUAGCCUUGUGGGGUCGCUGGAUUUUAUUCCUAACUCCCAGUCCACUCCCCUUGCCAGGCCCUGUCUGCAAGGAAGGGUCCUUCAGGGAAAAGAAUCCAUACUUAGCGAAUUGCCGUUGAAUAAAUUGUCUUGGGUUGGAGCCAAAUGUAAAAGACUGCGACCCACCUUGGGAAACCCUUCAUUGAAGCGUCUGGUCAGCACGUUCCUGCGAUGCACACAAUCAAGUAAUACAACUGAGGGUCAGCAGUUAUUUACCCAAAGUAGCCCAAUCCGGGAUAUGCCUGAAGAUGACGGUGAAGAAUGGAUUCCUCCCUCAGAGAUAAAACAGAUUCAGCUUUUUGGGAUCGAGAAUGGGAAAGCAUUGAGGAAGAACCUGGAGAGGAACAAUGCUGACUUUCAACUCAUAGAAAAUUCUCCUUUUUCUGAAAGGUGUGGGAUCCCAAUGAGUUCCAUCAGGUUGUUAAGGAGAGAAUUGUCUUCCAAAAGGCGGGCAGAGAUUAGAUUCAGGAGGCAGCCCAUGGGCAAAGACGAGGCUGAUGGCAGGGAGGUCAUAAAUGGAUCUCCUGGCUUCCCUGUCUUUUCAGGUGUCAGGUCAGACUUGUCUUCCACACCUCACUCCUCAGCUAAAGUUUCAAGUUGGUCUCCUGAAUUGUUCUCAGAUACUGUUUCCCCAAAACUAUCCUCUUGAGUGUCAUUUUGCCUUUUUCUAAAACGACCUUUUGGUUACAACCACUUGCAACCACUGUUCCCAAUGGGCUGUUGCACGUUUUUUGGGCUGUAUGGACAUGUUCCAGAAACAUUC
Anolis sagrei ordinatus is the source of this 3525-nucleotide messenger RNA. The record is from RefSeq and is a predicted model, not a curated record. NCBI's taxonomy places the organism in Eukaryota, Metazoa, Chordata, Lepidosauria, Squamata, Anolidae.